This is a messenger RNA of Opisthocomus hoazin, 1466 nucleotides long. The record is from RefSeq and is a predicted model, not a curated record. Lineage: Eukaryota; Metazoa; Chordata; Aves; Opisthocomiformes; Opisthocomidae.
AUGGACAGAUUGGCAUUCAACAAAGUCUAUGUCUACAUUUUUAAGGGUUUACCAAGUGAGAGGAGUUUGACUGAACAGCUUAAACGGUGCACAGGUACCUUUGGACGUGUUCAUCUGGUGAAGGAAAAAAUGGGCAAACGUUACUUUGCACUGAAAGUAAUGAGCAUUCCUGAUGUCAUUCGACUGAAGCAAGAGCAACAUGUGCACAAUGAAAAGUCAGUCUUGAAAGAAGUCAACCACCCCUUUUUGAUCAGAUUAUUUUGGACCAACCAUGAUGAACGCUUUUUAUACAUGUUAAUGGAAUAUGUGCCAGGAGGAGAACUUUUUAGUUACCUGCGCAACAUGGGGCGUUUCAACAACAGCACAGGACUGUUUUACUCAACAGAAAUUAUUUGUGCAAUAGAAUAUCUGCACUCCAAAGAAAUUGUUUACAGAGACUUAAAACCUGAAAAUAUAUUACUAGACAAAGAAGGACAUAUCAAACUUACUGACUUUGGAUUUGCUAAAAAGCUGGUGGAUAGGACAUGGACACUCUGUGGCACUCCUGAGUACCUUGCACCAGAAGUUAUACAAAGCAAAGGCCAUGGAAGAGCUGUGGAUUGGUGGGCCUUGGGAAUUCUUAUAUUUGAGAUGUUGUCAGGGUUUCCUCCAUUUUUUGAUGACAAUCCAUUUGGUAUAUAUCAGAAGAUUCUUGCUGGCAAAAUAGAUUUCCCGAGGCAUUUGGAUUUAUAUGUAAAAGACCUUAUUAAGAAGCUGCUUGUGGUUGACAGGACAAGACGAUUAGGAAAUAUGAAGAACGGAGCAGAUGAUGUGAAGAGACAUCGAUGGUUCAGGUCUAUAGAUUGGGACGCUGUACCUCAAAGGAGAUUAAAGCCUCCCAUAGUACCAAAAGUAUCCAAUGAUGGGGAUACUUCCAAUUUUGAAGCUUAUCCUGAAGAUGACUGGAACCAGAUGCCUCCGGUACCCCCUAAAGAUCUAGAAAUUUUCAAGAACUUCUGAGUGCAACAUCUACACUGGACGAGAAACUGGAAGGAAAUUGAAGUGCUAAGAGCAAGUCUGAAGAAAAAUGGAGUUCAUACGUAAAUGAAGACUUUCUUUGUGGAUAAGAAUGAUACUGCGUUCAGAUAUGUGUAUUAGUAUAUAUAUAUAUAGUAAAUACCUAAAGAAUUGGAGGCGGGCAAGAAUAGUUUUUUGCGGUAAACAUUUGACAUUAGUAAAUUGUAAUAUUGAUAGUCUACUCUGAAGUAGGCUUACUAAAAUGGUAUAUUUUAGGAUUUUUUUUUAACUUAUGUUUUAGUUAAGUUUCCUGCAAUUCCCAGAUCCUUUUUGCAUAGUUAACUCAUAGACUUAAUUUUAUAAGUUUAUACUAAACUUGUGUAAUUAAAAGCACAAAUUAGUAUAUAUGUAUAUAAUGAAUACAAUACAACUAAAGCACAGGAACUGUGCAAAGAUGUAAAUUUUUGUAC